AUGGAAAAUGAGAAUGAACAUGGGGACGUGGUGCUGUCGGGACUGUCAGGCCGUCUGCCCGAAUGUGACAACAUAGAGGAGUUCACAGCCAAGCUGUUUGCUGGCGUCGACCUCAUCACCGCUGAUGAACGCCGCUGGAAGCCUGGAAUGUACGGGUUACCACCACGCUUCGGAAAGCUGAAAGACCUGGCGCACUUCGACGCAGCGUUCUUUGGAGUGCACCCUAAACAGGCAGACUUUAUGGACCCGCAACUGCGACUGCUGUUGGAAGUUACACACGAGGCCAUAGUGGAUGCCGGAUACAACCCUGCUGAGCUACGCGGCUCACGCACUGGUGUCUAUGUGGGCCUCUCCACAUCCGAAAGCUCUGGACUGUGGUGUCAAGACUUGGACAAAAUCAAUGGCUACAACUUAACUGGCUGCAGCAACUCCAUGUUCCCCAACCGAAUUUCCUUCACAUUCGACCUAAAGGGGCCGUCAAUAUCUAUAGAUAUCGCCUGUGCGGGCUCUAUGCACGCGCUGGUGCAGGCCUGGAACGACAUCCGUGCAGGCCGUUGUGACGCUGCCAUAGUCGCCGGGACGAACAUCUGCCUCAACCCGACCACAUCACUUAGCUUCCAUCGCUUAAGAAUGCUCUCACCGGAUGGUCGUUGCGCCGCGUUUGACGACACUGGAUGCGGUUACGUACGUUCUGAAGCAGUGGUAGCAGUAUUGUUACAACGACGUAGCGCUGCACGCCGCGUGUACUGCACAGUGCGCGGUGCACGGACGAACAACGAUGGUUACAAGAAAGAAGGCAUCAACUACCCCAACGGAAAAUUGCAGUACCGUAACGCGCUUGAGACUUUUGAGGAGGCUCGACUGCGUCCGCAGGACGUCGUCUACGUGGAGGCGCACGGCACUGGCACUAAGGUAGGAGAUCCAGAAGAAGGCAAUGCUAUCACUGAACUAUUCUGCAAGGACCGGCAAGCUCCGCUGCUGAUGGGUGCUGUCAAGACCAACAUGGGACAUCCAGAGGCGGUCUCUGGACUGUGCUCCAUCGCUAAAUUGGUGAUAGCAAUGGAACAUGGCGUUAUCCCCGGUAGCCUGCACUUCAAGACCCCUAAUACCGAUAUCCCUGCGCUCACCGAUGGCCGCAUUAAGAUGGUGGUCGAAAAUACGCCAUGGCAAGGUGGCUUGGUCGCUGUGAAUUCCUUUGGUUUCGGCGGAGCUAAUGCGCACGUGAUCCUCGAGGGUGGGCGCGGAGACCGCCCUCCGCUCGCCGGGUACCUAGCGCCGCGCCUCGUGCUCGCCUCAGGCCGCACUGAAGAGGCCGUUAAUCAAUUGCUACAGCUGGCCGCUUUGCACCCGCGCGAUUCUGAGCUGCAUGCUCUGCUAGACGUCGUGCACGCGCGCACCAUACCAGGGCACCCUCACUGCGGUUACGUUGUACUGGACCCGGAGCGCGGUACGCCACCCGUGCAGGAGGUGCUCGAAAAUGAGGGCGACCUACGUCCCGUGUGGUUUCUGUUCAGCGGAAUGGGCUCUCAGUGGGCCGGUAUGGCUCGAGAGCUGAUGCGCCUACCGGUGUUCGCGGCGAGUAUCGCGCGAUCGGCAUUGGCACUCGAGCCUUACGGCAUAGACCUCAGGCAUGUGAUCACAGAGGCGCCAAAGUCAGACUUCGACAACAUCAUCAACUCAUUCGUCUCCAUCGCUGCUGUGCAAGUGGCGCUAGUAGACGUGCUAAGCGAGCUUGGCAUUCAACCCGAUGGCAUAAUUGGACACUCCGUUGGUGAAAUCGGAUGUGCUUACGCGGACGGGACGCUAACAGCGGAGCAGACAGUGCUGUGCGCUUACUGGCGCGGGCGCUGUACACUCGACUCGGUGCCGGCAUCAGGCGCCAUGGCUGCUAUCGGACUUACCUGGGAAGAUGUCGCACGCCGCUGCCCCGCAGACGUCGAGCUCGCCGCACACAACUGGGCUAAUAGCGUGACGAUCUCGGGUCCUUUGGCGUCGGUAGAGAAAUUUAUACAGCAGUUAUCAGCGGACGGCGUAUUUGUGCGUAUGGUGGACACUGCGGGCAUAGCGUUCCACAGCUCGUACAUCGCGGGCGUCGCUCCGCUUCUCCUCCAGAGACUUCAGCAGGUCAUUCCCGAGCCCAAACAGCGCAGCCCGCGCUGGCUCUCCUCUUCCAUACCUCAGGAACAAUGGAAUUCAGACUUAGCUCGAAUGAGCGACGCCGCAUACUUCGUGAACAAUCUGGUGUCUGUGGUGCAAUUUGCGCCGGUACUCGCCCAGGUGCCGAAGCGGGCGCUGCUGCUGGAGAUAGCGCCUCACGCGCUCCUUCAGGCCAUUGUCAGGCGUGCGAUGCCUAAUGCUGUGCACGUGCCACUUGUGCGUCGCAACGCACCCAACGCUCUCUUGCAUCUUCUUGCUGCCGUAGGCAAAGCCUACGGCGCCGGCGUUCAACCUCAGGUAGCACAUUUGUACCCGCGUGUAUCGUGGCCGGUGUCCCGCGGUACGCCUACACUGGCGUCUCAUAUCGGCUGGGACCACCGCGUCGAGUGGAGUGUAUGUGACUUCAUGAAGGUUAAAGAAAACCUUAUUGAGUACGACCUCGACAAGCCUGAAGACGCCUUUAUCUCAGGACACAACAUUGAUGGCAGAAUCCUCUUUCCUGCGACCGGAUACUUGAUGCUGGUGUGGCGUACCAUAGCAAAGAUUAACAAAAUGGAAAUAGAACAGGCAGCGGUUGUGUUUGAAAAUGUACAUUUUCGCCGUGCCACUAUUUUGUCACGCCUUGCUCCGGUGCGCUUUCUUGUAUCGCUGUUAAGUGGUUCAGGCGAGUUCGAGGUCUGCGAGGGUGGCGAAGUGGUGUUCACGGGUAAAGCGUGGCUGACCGACAACCCCGCCUCCGAACGCUUGCCAGUCACUGUGCUGGAUGAGGAAAUAACUGAAAAGGAAUACAUGCCCUCGCUAACUUCGGAAGACAUUUAUAAGGAGCUACGCCUUCGUGGAUAUAACUACAAGGACUUGUUUCGCGGUAUUAAAUCUUCAGACGCGCGCGGCACACGUGGCGAACUUAAAUGGGAAGGCAAUUGGAUCUCGUUCAUGGACACGAUAAUACAAUAUUCCCUCAUCGGCAUCGAUAAGCGUAUUUUGUAUUUGCCGACCCGUCUGCAGCGAGUAGUGAUCGACCCUGCGGCGCAGCGUGAGGCUGCCACAAAAGAUGUCGUGUCAGUCCAGCUGUACCGUAACCUAAAUGUUAUUGUUGCCGGCGGCGUCGAGUUGCGCGGUGUGCAGACCUCGUUGGCACCACGCCGCACCAACAUUCAAGCGGCGCCUAUAUUGGAGAAGUACGUGUUCCUACCGCUGGGGGCCGAGGAUGUCGAGAGCUAUGCGCUCGGCGCCGCAGUGCAGCUGGCGUUCGAAAACUGCAACGUGUUUAAGUUGAAACUUGCUGAACAAGCGCUUUGGCGGCCUGUGAAGGCGCUUCUGCUGCCACGUGUAGUGAAAGUUUUGGAAACCAUGCCGGCGGUGCGCGUUGAUGCAACGCUGGUAGCAGAUGAAGGCGCACAACAGUAUGCUGCUACUAUGGAACCGCUUGGAAUAAAGGUACGCAAUGUAGACAAUGUGGUGGCGACCACCGCGUUAGCGACCGAUUUCCACGUGGUGAUGGGCUCCAACGUCUUGUCACGGCACGGCGAACUAUCUGCGUUGGCAGCGGCGAGCAUCGCUAACGGCUUUGUAUUGCUGGAGGAGGCGUUGCAUGCGCUCGACGAGCCGGCGAUUCAGGCAGCUACUGCCGACGCAGGCCUCACACUGGUAUCUCGACGUCGCUCAGAAUCGUUCGAAUACCUGCUGCUGAAGCGCGCAGCAGCCGUGCCUACGGCAAAAUUCGUCAUUGAAGUGCAUGACGAGGACUACACCUGGGUAGACCAGCUAAAGGCAGCUAUGAAUAGCGCUGAGAACCUGCGCGUUUAUAUGUGGUCGCGCGCGCCAGGCUCUGGUGUGCUGGGCCUUGGGACGUGCUUGCGACGCGAGCCCGGCGGCGACCGGCUGCGCGUGUACUACCUUCCAGAAGCGGCGUAUCCGUUCGAUCCCGAUGCAUCAGCGUACAGCGCACAGGUGCGCCGCGACCUGGCUUUCAAUGUACUGCGCGCCGGCGUUUGGGGAACCUACCGCCACCUGCCGCUUGAUGACCCGACACAAAAUAAGCAAGAGGUGGAACACGCUUACGUGAACGCGUUGACGCGCGGUGACUUGUCAUCUCUACGCUGGAUCGAGAGCGACCUGCGACAUGCGGUGAAUGUGCCGCGGCCGCACACUGACCUUUGCACUGUCCACUACUCGUCUAUCAACUUUCGCGAUAUCAUGAUGGCUACCGGCAAGCUGCCGCCCGACACACUACCGGCUCAUCUUGCUGAUAAGGAGUGUCUACUCGGGUUCGAGUUCAGCGGGUAUUCAUCGACUGGCAAGCGCGUAAUGGGUGUAGUUCAAACAAUGGGUAUGGCGACUACGGUGCUGGCCGACGUGACACUUAUGUGGGAGGUGCCUGAGCAAUGGUCCCUAGAGGAGGCGGCGACCGUGCCAGUCGCGUAUGCGACCGCGUACUACGCGCUGGUGAUGCGCGGGCGCAUGCGGCGUGGUGAGGCUGUGCUGGUGCAUGCUGGCGCUGGUGGCUUGGGCCAGGCUGCAAUUUCAAUAGCACUGCAUGCCGGCUGUACCGUUUAUACCACCGUGGGCUCGCCCUCCAAACGUGCCUACCUGCGUGAGCGCUUCCCGCAGCUGCCGGAUGCUAACAUUGCCAACUCGCGCGACAGCUCGUUUGAACACGUUAUACUGCGUCGCACGUGCGGUCGUGGCGUCGACCUCGUGCUCAACUCACUUGCGGGCGACCAGCUGCAGGCGUCGCUGCGCUGUCUCGGCCGUGGUGGUCGUUUCCUCGAGGUCGGCAAAUUUGACCUGAGCGCUAACACGGCGCUCGGCAUGGCUGUGCUGCUGAACAACACCACAGUUCACGGCGUUUUUUUAGACGCGUUGUUUAGUGAGAACGGGGAUAACCCAGAAAAGGUGGAAUUAAGGCGUUGCGUAAAAGAAGGCAUUGCCAACGGUGCUGUUCGCCCGUUGCCAACCACUGUUUACGACUAUGACCAGGUCGAGGAUGCCUUCCGGUACAUGUCGAUGGGAAAGCACAUAGGCAAGGUUCUGAUUCGCGUGCGCAAGGAAGAACCAGUUAGUAAAACUACGACGAAACAGCUACUGCCAGCAAUUCCUCGUGUAUAUAUGCAUCCUAGGAAGAGCUACGUGGUUAUCGGUGGACUAGGUGGUUUCGGUCUGGAGCUGUGCGAGUGGUUAAUUGGCCGUGGCGCGCGCACGCUCGUGCUCAACUCACGCAAGGGUGUGUGCACUGGUUACCAAUCUUGGUGUAUCCGCAGAUGGUGCGCCUCGGGAGUCUGCGUAUUAGUGUCAAACGCCGAUGCGACGACAGUGGCGGGCGCACGAGCGCUGCUGCAGGAGGCGUCUUCAGCUGCGCCAGUUGGUGGCAUCUUCAACCUCGCCGCUGUGUUGCGUGAUGCCCUCCUUGACAACCAGACACAGGACACCUUCAGUGCCGUCGCCAAACCUAAGAUUGAUGUGACUCGCAACCUGGAUUUAUUGUCACGCUCGCUGGCAUCGGAGCUAGAUCAUUUCGUGACAUUUUCAUCGGUGUCAUGUGGGCGCGGAAAUGCGGGCCAGAGCAACUAUGGUUUCGCCAACAGCGCCAUGGAACGGCUUUGUGAGCGGCGGCGCGCGGACGGGUUACCGGCGCUAGCGAUACAGUGGGGUGCCAUCGGCGACGUGGGACUCGUGGCUACCAUGUUCGGAGAAGAUACAGAAGUAGGAGGCACCGUGCCGCAGCGCAUCGCGUCCUGCCUGGCUACGCUGGGAACGCUGCUGCUUGCAUCGCAAGCCGUAGUCUCGUCCAUGGUACUGGCCGACCAGCGGCGCAGCCAGGAAAAGCCUGCGCAGAACCUCGUGCACGCUUUAGCUAAUGUGCUCGGUAUCCGGGACGUAAACAAGAUGUCUUCGACGGCGACCUUGACGGAGCUAGGGCUGGAUUCGUUGAUGCUCGCAGAGAUCAAGCAGGUGCUCGAACGCAACUAUGACGUGGUGCUCGGCGCGCAGGAGAUCCGCGCGCUCACGUUCACCAAACUGCGGAGCAUGGCAGCUGAAACCGACGGCUUAAGCAACACCACCGCAGAGAAAAAGGAAACAUUAACACCAACAACAUCUACAAGCAAUGAUGAGGCACAGCCGCUGUUGUUAUAA
Messenger RNA from Cydia fagiglandana, 6291 nucleotides. Its product is annotated as fatty acid synthase-like. Gene Ontology annotation, molecular function: fatty acid synthase activity; phosphopantetheine binding; oxidoreductase activity. NCBI's taxonomy places the organism in Eukaryota, Metazoa, Arthropoda, Insecta, Lepidoptera, Tortricidae. The record is from RefSeq and is a predicted model, not a curated record. Gene Ontology annotation, biological process: fatty acid biosynthetic process. Bases 1 to 6291 code for a protein of 2096 amino acids. The transcript is spliced from 19 exons.